Molecule: messenger RNA, 2982 nt
Organism: Venustampulla echinocandica
Lineage: Eukaryota; Fungi; Ascomycota; Leotiomycetes; Helotiales; Pleuroascaceae
Exons: 3
Coding region: 1-2982 (993 amino acids)
Cellular component (GO): plasma membrane
Molecular function (GO): calcium-activated cation channel activity
Source: RefSeq, a predicted model, not a curated record
AUGGAUGCGCUGGGUUCCAUGGGCAAUACCCUCGCCAGAAGGGCGGAGGAACAAAGUCCCACGGAUAAGCUGUUAAAAUUGUUGGAGAACCCAUUUCAAGCCCAACUCGCCCAAAGGUCAGUCAUCGCAGGCUUAGGUACUUCAGUGGGGUUUACCGUCCUUCUUGCGAUUGGGUUCUCCCUUCUGCGACCCUUUAACUCUUACGUCUAUGCGCCGAAGCUCAAAAUUGCAGACGACAAACAUGCUCCGCCGCCGGUGGGGAAAGGGGUGUUUGCAUGGGUGGGCCCGAUUCUGAAGACAAAAGAACAAGACUUAUUGCCGCUGAUAGGUCUUGAUGCGACAGUGUUCCUCAGGAUCCUGAGGAUGUGUCGAAAUAUGUUCCUGGCGAUAGCGGUAGUGGGUUGCGGCAUUUUGAUUCCAGUCAAUCUCUCCAAAGGGGUAAAGUUCGAGGACCAGAACUUUAUCAGCAGACUUACGCCCAUGAAUACGUACGACAAGGACAACUGGGGCAUGGUAGUUUGCGCUUGGCUAUUCGACAUCAUAGUAGCGUUGUUUUUAUGGUGGAAUUACAGAGCGGUUCUCAGGCUUCGGAGACAAUAUUAUGAUAGUCCUGAGUAUCAAACCAGCCUGCAUGCGCGCACUCUCAUGAUCAGUGAUAUGCCCAAGAACUUGCGCUCAGAUGAGGGCAUCGGGAGAUUGAUUGACGAGGUUGUGCCGACAUCAUCCUUUUCGCGGACAGCAGUUGCGCGGAACGUGAAAGAACUGCCAGAACUUAUUGAGGAGCAUAAUCAAACCGUUCGGAAGCUCGAGAAGUACCUAGCGCGGUAUCUCAAGGAUCCUAACAAUCUCCCCGCCAAACGACCAGAAUGUAAACCUUCCAAAAAGGACCCUUCUUAUGGCUCAUAUCCAAGGGGACAAAAACUGGAUGCGAUUGAAUAUCUUACCGGGCGUAUCAAGGAGUUGGAGAUCGAGAUCAAAGAAGCCCGGCUCACGGUGGAUAAUAGAAACCCAUUGCCAUACGGAUUUGCCACCUAUGAGGCAAUAGAGGAAGCUCACAGUAUCGCUUUUGCCUCGAAGAAGAAACAUCCGCAGGGUACGACGAUUGUCUUGGCUCCCAGACCGAACGAUAUUAUUUGGAAGAAUCUGCCUUUAAGUCCCGCGCAGCGGCGUCGGAGACGGAUGGUCAACAAUCUUUGGGUCAUUCUGCUCACCCUCUUAUGGGUCGCACCCAAUGCCAUGAUUUCCGUCUUCCUUAUAAGUUUAUCCAAUCUAGGCCAACUCUGGGAUGCAUUCCAACGGUCCUUAGCGGCUCAUACAACAUGGUGGUCAAUUGUUCAGGGUGUUGCUUCACCAGCCAUUACCUCGUUGGUAUAUUUGGUCCUACCCAUUAUUUUCCGCCGCCUCGCAAUUAGGGCAGGAGAUAAAACGAAGACAGGCCGAGAGCGUCACGUUGCGGCAAAGCUCUAUACCUUCUUCGUGUUUAAUUUCUUGCUUAUAUUCUCUAUCUUCAGCACCGCCUGGACGUUUGUCUACACUAUCAUCGUCAAGACGAAUAACCGUGAAGACGCUUGGAAAGCUAUUCAAGAGGCCCAAUUUGGCAAAGGACUAUUUACAUCCUUGUGCAAUAUUUCUCCAUUUUGGAUUACGUGGCUCCUUCAGCGGAAUUUAGGCGCGGCUGUAGAUUUGGCUCAGUUGUGGACAUUGGUGUGGAGUUUUUGCGUCCGGAAGUUUUCCAGCCCGACUCCUCGAGAGAUCAUCGAACUUACAGCCCCACAAGCAUUCGAUUAUGCCUCUUACUACAACUAUUUCCUCUUCUACAGUACAGUUACCUUGUGCUAUGGCACCAUUCAGCCACUGGCGCUUCCAGCUUGUGCCAUAUAUUUUGCUCUAGAUGUCUAUUUGAAGAAAUACCUGUUAUUGUACAUCUUUAUCACCAAGAUCGAGUCCGGAGGAAUGUUCUGGCGCAUGUUCUACAACAGGAUGGUCUUCGCCACCGUUCUAGCGAACCUGGUUGUCUUCCUCUCGGUCUGGGUGCAAGGGAAUAAUUCUCAUCUACAAGCCUAUUGUGUGGCGCCAUUACCAGUCCUGAUGAUCGCUUUUAAGGUUUAUUGCAAGCGCACCUUCGACGACAAAAUCCAUUACUACACCACUCGAAACAUGCUCAAAGACCCCGAAGCCAGUCCAAGCAAACAUUUCAACGAUAAGAAGGAUCGUUUCUCGACUCGAUUCGGGCAUCCGGCUCUUUACCGCCCUCUUAUUACGCCCAUGGUGCAUGCCAGCGCUCAGAAUAAAUUAGCAGGGGUUUACGGUGGCCGACUUACGGAUAGCAACGCUCCAGGAUCCGGGGAAUCCGCAUCUGUGUCUGGCUACUCCGAUACCUACGCAAUGGACGCCAUGCAGGAUGGUCGACCAGGACGCAAAGCCCAGGGAAUUCCAGGCUUCGAAAUGGUUCCCGAAAACCGUCUCGAUUUCGCAUACUACAAAGGCCGCUCCGAGUUCGCCGACGAACACGGAGGUUCGGGUGGUAUCUAUGGCAAGGCUGAAGAUAUCAUUAGAUCUGAUACUCCCGCCAGCUCCCUUGGUUUCGGCAGUGAUUCACGACCUGGGACUCCUGUCGGUGGUAUGACGGGACGAAGGAAUUUCAGCAACUAUCCUCCGAUGCCCAGUCCCUAUGAUGGCCAGGGUGACAUUGGAGCAUCAUAUGCUGGUGGCAACCCGCGGUUCUACACGCAGCCCAACGACAGCCAGAGUGGGCUGGUACAAUCUGCGGCAGAUAUGCCCAUGGUCACUCCAGGAGCCUACCACGACCCUCGCGAUGCAAGCCAGGAACGGAGAGCCCCUGGGUUCCUCGGUGGUGGGCCUCAGGGAUAUGGCGGAUUACCUCAACAUCCGAUUGAUGAACCGGAUACAGAUCCGACGAGUUAUGAUUAUUUCAGGGCGAGGAGAAACAACGGUGGAGGACAGCCUGGACAGGGCUUUUGA